AUUCAGGCGUGAAAAAUACGACGGCAAGUGCGAAAUUUUCUAAAAAAAAACACUCGCCUUUGUAAAACAAAACAAACAAAACAAAACAAAGUUCUUUUUUAAAACUUUCUGCUUCCUGCCAAAUGCCCCGCUAUAGCCCUAACCUCACCACAAAUGCACACAAAACAAUCGAGCUGUCAAACGCUUGGGAAGAGAGCAACACCCAAGCAACACGGUGGGAAGGGGAAACAAUUCGCGGCUCUCCAUAACGGUAGAUUGUUUUCAUCCCGUUGCUCCCAUUCAAACAACAGCUUUCCCAGCAGGCUGUGUGUGCUUCUCCAUUCCGUCUCACUGAUGUUGGUAUUCGCACUUGCCUGUUUGUAGCCACACGCGGCACCCUGGGGACUUCGUAGGGCUGUUCGGGAGCGAUGGUUAAUAGAACAGAAAAGAAGAAUCAACUAUCAAAUUCCCGGAACUAGCACACGAGAAUGAAGGCAACAACAGUGCGCCAGAAGCAUGAACCAACGCCACUCAGCUGAAGCAUCCUCCUCGAAAGCAAAGCACAAUGGAAAAGACCGGCAGACGGAAAGCAUCCCCAGUAAAACCAUGAGCAACGGGCCGGGCACCGGCCGGGGGACUAUCCCCAACAAACCGUCGGACACGUCCGAGCACGACGCCGUUAACGUCCGGUUCGUCGAGCGGCGGGAGCCGGAGCGAGCGUUCUGUCUUUCCUGCCGGGCCGAGUUUACCUUCUCGCUGCUGAACGACAUAAUCCAGCACUAUCUGGACCGGCGGCACGAACCAUGCUGCCGCUGCCUGUACUGCGACGGGCCGAUGUACCGGUACCGGGACGGGAAGGGUCAGCUACAGUACUACCACGAUUGCCAACGGUGGAGACGCCACCUGGACCGGGCGCCCUGAGGCGUGGUUUUUCGGAAGGAUAAGCAUUCCAAAAUAGGCGUCGGAGAUAACUCAGUUUUAAAACGAUCCUAUGACUUCUGCAAUGACGAGAGUGGUUAGCUAAGCCGGGGUAGGGAAAUAAUGUAAUCAGUUGCUUUAAAUUAUUGUUUUAUGUUUUGUACAGAUUGAACCUUAAGCUUUCUCAGCUAGUUCUGCAGUUGCGUGAGAGUUAAGCGUAAUUGUAAAAUAUUCAAUUCCACAUAUCAAUCGAUCUCUACGAGAAAUGUAAAUUAAUAAAUCGAACAUUGACGAAUAUCGGGUUUUUACACCUAAACACUAGCACAAAUAUUGCAAAAUAAGAAACGCGAAAUAAAAUGAUUGAGUAAGA
Messenger RNA from Anopheles merus, 1267 nucleotides. RefSeq lists its product as uncharacterized. The transcript is spliced from 2 exons. Lineage: Eukaryota; Metazoa; Arthropoda; Insecta; Diptera; Culicidae. Bases 496 to 900 code for a protein of 134 amino acids. The record is from RefSeq and is a predicted model, not a curated record.